Cottoperca gobio is the source of this 6793-nucleotide messenger RNA. RefSeq names its product ataxin 7-like 1 (gene atxn7l1). The record is from RefSeq and is a predicted model, not a curated record. Lineage: Eukaryota; Metazoa; Chordata; Actinopteri; Perciformes; Bovichtidae.
GAGAGGAAAAAACGGCUCUCGUCAAAGCAACAAGAAGGAAGAGAAAUGGCGACACUGGAUCGCCAAAUACCAAGUCCGGAUACCUUCCUUUGCGAGCCUUGGUCUUCCUUCGUCAGUGCGGCUAAAUUACGUUUUGUUGACAACGUGUCCUUGGAUAACAGUGACAAAGAGCUUUACUGCCUCGGUAAAGCCGUGAGGCUCAGCAGAGAAGAAAUGCUUGUCUCCAGCCAGUUUCCAGCACUGGAGGAUUUUUGUCUUGUUGUCUGCCAUGUCUGCGAUCAGGUGGUCACUCCUCAGGGCAUCCUCACACACUACGAGAAGCGCCACAGCUCCCCAGCCUCCACCAGGAGCCCCAUGGUCCCUAUGAAGCCCAAAGUACCUGCAGUGGUCCCCGCCGUGGCUCCAAGUCCUGGGGACACGCUGGCCUUCAGGGUCCCUAAAGAUUACCCUCACUCGCGCUUCAGCAAGGCACCUCUUGCUGUCUACCCACCAAAGGGGGCACGGAACAAGACAUGUGUAUCCCUUCCAGUCGUAAGCCUGGAGAAGAUACCCUGCCUCGGCCGUGCCGACUCUGCAUCACAUGUGCGCCUCACUACCUCCUCUCCCUCCUCCCUGAAACCUGUGUCCCUCACUCCCCGGGCCUCCCAGCGGUCCGGCGAGAAGCUCGUAAACGGUCGCGGCACCGGCGGGCCGUCCACACGGCGAUCCACCACUUCUCCAUCCUCUCUGGACGGGCGGCCCGGUCCGGCACGCUCUCCGCUGGACAGACGGCUGACAUCUACACCUUCUCCUUCCCCGCUGGACCGUAAACCCUCCCCGUCACCUUCACCUUCUCACCGAUCUGGCGCUCCGCCGCCGUCGUCUCCAUUAGAGAAGAAGCCCCAAAACAGGACUAAGACACCCUCCAGGUCGCAGAAAAGACUCUCAGGGAGAGUGUUUGAUCCUAACAAGCACUGUGGAGUCCAGGACCCCGAGACGAAGCGACCCUGCACGCGCUCUCUCACCUGCAAGACUCACUCCUUAACCCACCGAAGAGCCGUCUCCGGCCGAAGAAGACAUUUCGACAUCCUCCUGGCCGAACACAAGGGGCGGGCGAAGGUGAACGAGGGAGCAAAGGAGAAAGACACGGACAGAUUGCAGGCAGGGAAGGAAGGCGGCAGCCAGAGUAUCGCAUCACAAGAAACCGCAUGUCCCAGCAAGCCUUACUGCCCAAACGGACGACCUCUGUCCACACUGAAGCUACGGCUGGCAAACGCACACAUACCCAGGGUUCCCGGCUCCACCACCUCCAGUUCUCUGCCCUCAGCACCAGCCCCGAACCCAGAGCCGUCUCCCCACAGUUUGGUGGCAGCAGCAGCAGACGGCGGUCGACUUUCGAGUGACGAGUGCGACGCAGAGACACCAGAGGACACCGACAGACCUGCCUUACACUACUCCAAUCGCCACCCACAGCCUUUAGGGUUUUGCGUAUUCAGCAGCAGGCUCAUGGGACGGGGCCACUACGUGUUCGACAGGCGAUGGGACAGGAUGAGGCUGGCGCUCCAGAACACGGUGGAGAAACACCUCAACGCACAUGUGUGGAGGAAGGUGCCUCUGGCUGCGAGCCUCCUCUCCCUCUCCUCCUCUUGUUCCUCCCCCGUCACUUCACAGCAGACUCCCUCUCCCACCUCCGUCCCUUUUCCUCUCCUCUCGUCCCCCUCCAACUCUCUCUCCUACACCGUUCCAUUUCCUCAGUCUGCGUCCACGGCAGGAGUGUUCAGCCCUCGAGACGCUGCGCAGCCCGUCGCCCCGGUUCCCGCACAGGGCAAAGCCCGUAACGGCUCGCAUAAAGCUGACCGCACAUCCAAAGACAUGGAGGACUCUGUAGUGGGAUCUAAGAGGAGAAAAAACUCCUCAUCCUUUUCUCCUUCUUCCUUGUUUCCGACUGUGGAUAAUCUUAGGAGGAACGGCAGCAGUCAUCAUCCAACGUUGCAAGGUUCACGGGGGGCCGCAGUGACCGUAGCAAACCCAGCCAUGAAAAAGGGACUUGGGCGUGGGGGAAGUGGGCUUUGGAGCAGCGGUGAGGACUGGCCAUCCAGAGCCUAUGGCUCUCAAAGCCACAACUCGCAGAACAGUCGUGAACUUGGCCUGAACAAUAUACCCUACUCACCCAGCAGGGAGCCUGCCUCUGCUCCCCACCAGCCCCUGGCUUCCCCCUCGGGACCCUUGGCUUACGGGGGAGGAGCAGAGGGCAGAAAGAGGAGGAGUCCCAGCUCUUACAGAGGGAAGGCCAGCAAGCUGAGCAGGCCGGGCGGGUUGGAGAGUCUCUUUGGGAAUGGGAGUGACAGCGUGGGAAUACUGGCUUCGGGGCCCGAGUCCCCGAGACAGGCCAAGUUGCAUCACUGACAUGGACAGAAUGUUGGGCAGCUGUGCAGACCACCACCGUUUGUGACCUUUGACCUCACCACUCUUCCACUGACAGAACCAAUCAGACUGCUUCAUCUCGCCAAUGUAACCCCUAUUCAUCCAAUGACGGUUCAGUUCACCCGCUGUGACAUUGGGCUGUGAACCUGGAGUCUUUGCCCGCAGUUCGCACUCUCCACCCUCUAAUUAUGGAUCGCUCUGACGGAAAACUCACUUUUCAGAACAGUGGAAUCCAAAAACUCAUCCUCUUAAAAGGGAAUUUGCCUCACAAAGUUGUGUUAAUAAUACCAGCACUGUACAAUGUUCUGGUUGUUCUGACCAUUUUACUGGUUGCUGUGUCCAGUCAGCUGAUAAGGAAAGAAGUCUGUGAUUGUUUCUUUUGGAGUUUGAUGGUUGAAGGACCUACUGACUGGACUACUGUAGGACUCAGACGUCAUCUAUGCCACCUCGACUGCCCCCCUCCUCCACCCAUUUUUCUGUCAUUCUCUUGAUUUUGUCUUUUCCUCUCCCUCAAAGAAGCAGAGACGACAGCACUUUUAGUUUGGUUUUAUCCAGCUCUCUCUUCUCUUUCCACCUCUAUUUCUUCAUUUCUCUCCUUUUCUUUCUUAACUACUUGUUAUAUCAAACAUCGCUGCAAUUCUUUUUUUUAUAUCCCCCUCUCUCCCUCCCCUAUCCAUCCCCAGCAUGCCUGUGUUCAAAGUGCACUUACUGCCCUCGCUUCCCUCUCCACUGACUACAGAGCAGUCUCCAGCAGUGCCACACCAAGGACCUGUUCACACAAGAGAAGAAAAACAAACUGUCUGUGUUACCAACGCUGCCGCGUCAAUGCAUUGUUUCCAUAUAGGAAGAAAUCAGAUUUUAUUUGAAGAUUGUUUGUAUUUUCUUAGUUUUUUACGUUGCAAGAAACACAAACUCCUGUCUGUGUGUCAGGACUUGCAUCCAAAAAAGGAACGAUUACUACGGUGUUGGAUCUUUGUUUUGUAGAAUAAUUUUUCGUUCUUAAGUUGUGUUUGUUUUCUAACUGAACCUCGAGGUUUGAGUUACUGAGACCUUUUGAGCAAAACAUCAUUUUUAUGGCAUUUUGAAGAAAUGUUGAAAGUAUUAAGAUAGUUCAUAUUGUUAAAAAUGUGUACAUAUCUGUUUAUUACUUUUUUAUUUAUUAAUAAUUGUCCCCUUUUUACUAAAUAUGAGCUACACAGAGUAUUUUUACCCUCCUACCAAGCUCUGUGUUUAAUGAUAUUGAUGAGAUUGGCCUGGUUUCUCAAAAUCUUCAAGAAUUUGUUCAUUAGCAAGUUUUAAAAUUAAUAAUAAUUAAUACUCAAAUACAGCCAAAUAUGAACUUUGACUGUUUGCUGUGUGUCUCCUUUACAUUUCGCUGUCCAGCCAGAUAACAACAAUUUGUGGUCAAUUCUUAAAAAUGAAUUUAUUCGGCAUGUGCUAAAAACUGAGUCUAGUUAGAUAAUAUCUUAUUAUAUUGUCUGACAAAACAAUAUGUUGACUCCAGGUACACUCGCGUAGAAUGUGAGAUGUGGUUGAAAGCUCAGAAGGAAGCUGUGUCCCACUUCCAUCAGAGUUACUAAUUGUAUACAGUAUCUACAUUAUUAGAAUCAGAAUAAUUAUUAAAUGUAUUUAUGGAGCACUUUUCAUACAAGAGAUGUGAAUCAAAGUGCUUUACAAUUAAAUAUGAAAAUGCAACACAUUUAAACAAGGGUAAAUAGGCAAUACAAUGAGACAAUAAAAAGACCGUAGAUGAUGAAGAGUGAAAGUGGAAAGAAGAACACAAUUUGGUGGAAUUGGCAAGUAUACUGUAAAACGUGCACUGCAAAAAUAGUACAAUAUAUUUUGCACCGACAGCCAAAUUGCAACUUUGUGAAGUUUAUUUGGCUUUCCUAAGACGAGACAAAAGAAAUUCUUCUAAGAUUUAAUAGUGUUUUUGUUGAGCUGUCUCGACACUACCUGGAGUAAAGAGCGGCUCCUCCAUUUCCGUGUCCAUAAACAGCAUUUUCAAAAAAGAGUUUUAUUUUAUAUAUUUUUAGUAUGCCUGCUGACUUUUUAAUAGUCGACUCAAUUUUCUCACAUUUCCUGUGUGAACACUCAAAACCUGCAUAGAAAAAGUAUGUAGCUUCAAGUUGUGACACAGCCAAUGCCUUCAUCAGCAGAGGGCUUUUGCUCAAUUGCUCUUAACAUUUCCAAUAGUAUCUGUAUCUGACAUGAUAAUGAACAAAGGUUGACUUUGUGACACCAGGCCUUGGUUAGGACUUUCAUAGCCUUUAGCGCCUUGAGAUUACUUUUAGCUUUGAAAGGCGCUUUACAAAUACAAUUUAUUAUUAUUAUUAUUAUUAUUAUUAUUAUUCAUAUAAAGGGCCCCACGUUCAUGUUUGCCUGUGGUUCAACCCUUUUCCCACACUUCUUCAGACAAAACUAUAGCUAUAUUUUGAAACUGUCUUUAUCUUCCAGGAGCGUUUGGUCUGCGAUCAUGUUCGGUUGUUGCGUAUGUAAAAAUCAAAGCCAGUUCAAAAAUGCUUUCACUUACUUCUCGCCUGCAACCAUGUAAGCUUGUUACCGUUUCUGCACUGGAAAUGCAGCGAAGCGUUUACUGUGAGCCUUUAAUGCAUUUUUAAUGUAUGCUAGAUGCACAUGUACAGGUGUUCAAAACAAGUGCUUCUAUAUUCUACAGCAGCUCACUAUAUGUCCAAGGUGGCAAAAACAUGGUUACAUUUUGACUGAGGAUGUCACAUUGUAGAGGUGCAAGAGAAAUUCCUGAAAUGUGAGGUGAUUUCCUUUUCCUUGGUAUUAUGGAUGCCAUACAUGUGUAGAAAGAGCAAACGGUAAUGUCCUUUUUAAAAUGUCUAUAAAGUACCGUCUUCACCCGGUGUUGCUGAUGAAGCCAAAGUAUCUGAGAGCAUUUAAAUGUGCUUGAUAGUGUUUAUUAUUACUGUACACACACAUGGUUUAUCCGGGUGCAUGGUUAACUGGUUAAAGGGAUAGUUCGGAGUGGGACUGUGAUGCGGUACUUAUCUAUAGUCGGUGUAUAGAUGGAGGUCGAAACACCAACAGUUUUGAGAAACGGACAGAAGUUCGGGCACAGGAGCAAAGCGGAUUUUACUCACCUAUAAUGAAUCCAUAUCAGUUUAAAUGUACGCUAUAUUUAGAAUAUUUUCCCUGCUUUACCUUGGUGUCAUACAGCUGCUUCCGACAGGUAACUGAAGCCAUUAUCUAUGCUCUCUUCAAAGCACCGAAAUCCUUUGACAAAAAGAGUCAUUUCAUUGCGCAGAGCGCCGAUGUAGCUGGUCUACCGCUGCCUCCAUCGGUUAGUUAGUGUUAUAUUGUGACUUUGGUGUUUUUAAAAGGGUUAAUUCAGAUUCACCGAAGACACACAAUUACACAAACUAACUAACUAUUAAGGCAGCGGUAGAACAGUAACUUCUGUGUUCUGCCAGGAUAAAAUGACUGUUUUUGUCAAAGGAGUCUGGUGGCUUUGGACAGAGCAUAGAGAACGGCUUCAGUUCCCCCGUCAGAAUGGUCUGUCUGAAUAAUAUACAGCGUGCACUUGACCUGAUAUUCCUUUUUCAGGCAGGCCUUUCUUUUAGGUGGCUUAAAUGUGUUGUGCUGCUGCCCCCGUCCACAGCAGUACAUUGCUUACCUCCCGUGCCCGUACUCCGGUGUUUUUCUGCUAAGUAGAAACUGUAGGUGACACACUGGCUGGAUAAGUACCACAUACGCCCCACUUCAAAAACAUCCAAACUAUGCCUUCAACAUGGCUGCAAUUACAGUAUACAUGUUCUCUGUUUAACCCAACAUACCAACUGAUGUACUAGUGUAUAGAUGGUUUGUGUUGGUUUAAUGGCUGAACAACAUGGUUUAGGUGUAUCUUCUCACUUGUAUCUACAGAUGAAAGACGUGUUCUUAGUGCUGGGAUGUUUUUGGGACUUUCCUCCUUGACUUACUGUUUAUAGUAAGAGAAAUGGGAAGUUACAGUCACUGUUGCAGCUACAAUUAAGACAAAGUUCAUGGAAUUCAGAGCAGUUGUUUAUUCUCUUUGUUGAUGAAUUUUAUGGAGGUAUUAACAGUUUGUUAAAGCCUCCCCCUUCCUUUUUUUGCACUUUGUCAUAAUUCCCAGAUCUUUAAUGAAUUUCUAUUUAUAUAAAUGUUUGAGCUAUUGAAAGCAAAUCUAAAUAUAUAUAUUUGUAAAAGUGUUUUUGGCAACUGCAGUAAAAGAAGAUGAGUAUAUUCUCGGGGUGUCGAAUGUCUGAAAAAUGCCUUGUAAGAGUCGCGGUGUAUUCACUCUCACUGCAGUUGGAUCAGAAAAUGGAUUUCCAAACAUACAACUGAACACAUGCUGUAUAGAAAACGGUCUUAUAUCCAAGCUUUUAUUAAAUGAUUGAACGUG